GCUGUUGGGGCGGGGAGGUGGGACCCGGAGAGGGGUGGCCGUGGGGCCCGGCCGGGCUGGGGUGGGGGGCCGCAGCCAUGAUCCGGGCCUUCUCGUUCCCGGUGAGCCCCGAGCGGGGCCGGCUGCGGGGCUGGCUGGAGGGCAGCCUGGCCGGGCUCUGCGAGUUGCACUGGCUCCGGGAGAGACAGGAGUACCGCGUGCAGCAGGCGCUGCGGCUGGCCCAGCCCGGAAUGGGGGGCGCCGAGGCCGAGGACGAGGAGGACGCCGAUGAGGACGAAGAUGCCGCGGCGGCGCGCCGGGCCGCAGCGGCCCUGGAGGAGCAGCUGGAGGCCUUGCCUGGGCUCAUCUGGGACCUGGGCCAGCAACUGGGAGACCUGAGCUUGGAGUCUGGGGGUCUGGAACAGGAGAGCGGGCGCAGCUCAGGCUUCUAUGAAGACCCCAGCUCCACAGGAGGUCCAGACUCACCACCCUCUACCUUCUGUGGGGACAGUGGCUUCUCUGGAUCUGGCUCCUAUGGACGCCUGGGUCCCUCUGAACCCCGGGGCAUCUAUGCCAGCGAGAGGCCCAAGUCCCUAGGUAAGGUGGGUGGGGUUGGGGCCCCGAGAACCAGGGAAUGGGCAGUAAGAGAAUGGUUUUGAGCACAAGCUUCUGAGUUAGACUGAUUCAAACUCUAGCUGUGACCCUCCCUCCUCAUGUGAUUUUGAGCAUGUUGCUUCUUUCUGGGCCUCUGUUUCUCCAUCUGUUAAAAUGGGAUUAAUAACAGCACCUACCUCAUAAGGAAGUUUCACAUAUUCAGUGAGCCUCAGCCCUAACUGCCAUUGGACUUGGUACUUGGUAGCCACUCGUAAACAGCAACUGCUGUUGUUCAUUUAUGCAAGUAAGUCUCUGAGCCCCUGCUAUGUGCCAGCUUAGCUCUGUUUCAGUGGUGAGGGAUACGACAGUGAAAAAAAAAAAAAAAACCCUGUCCUCAUAAAGCUGACUUUCCAGUGGGAGAAACAGAUAAUAUACGAGAUAAAUAAGAUAUAGACAUAUAGGAUGAGAAGAAAGGGAAGGGGGCUAGGGAGGGCAUCCCCUUUUGAGUUGGGGAGGAAGUUGCAAUUUUAGGAGACAUGGCUAGGGAGGGUGUCACUGAGACUCUGACAUUUGUGUGGCGCCCUAAGGUAAGUGAGAGAGUGGGCCAAGCAGAUAUCCUCAGGGAAGCGUGUUCCAGGUAGCGCGAACAGCAAGUGCAAAGGCCCUGGGGCUGGAACGUGACUGGCGUGUGCUUCCAGGAGGUCAGUGGAGCUGGAGACCUAGAAUUAUAGAAGAGAGGGGUUAGAGAUGGAGGUCGGAGAGGCAGAGGCAGGGCAGUGAAGAUUCAGGGUCUUGUGAAGAUUUUGUUAUGAACCCGGUAUGAGGGGAAGGGUUUUUGAUGACAGCGGAAGAGGACGGGGUAGGCAACUUGCCCCACCUAGACUCACUGAGCAAAGGCUUCGAGG
Leptonychotes weddellii (Weddell seal) is the source of this 1478-nucleotide messenger RNA. The record is from RefSeq and is a predicted model, not a curated record. Lineage: Eukaryota; Metazoa; Chordata; Mammalia; Carnivora; Phocidae.